Messenger RNA from Nasonia vitripennis (jewel wasp), 1145 nucleotides. RefSeq names its product venom protein O (gene OBP19). The record is from RefSeq and is marked validated. Gene Ontology annotation, molecular function: odorant binding. The transcript has 6 exons. The coding region runs from base 591 to 1004 and encodes 137 amino acids. Lineage: Eukaryota; Metazoa; Arthropoda; Insecta; Hymenoptera; Pteromalidae.
ACUUCGAUAGGCAAUUUGUUAACUUUGACGAAAGGAUUUUCUGUGUCUACUUUCAAUUCACUGACAUUUUUAACUCCUGUGAAAAUUCAUUAAUGUCUGUGAUUUGAUCUGUACAGCUCAAAAUCCAAGACGGAAAAUUGAUUCUGCGCAUACCAGGAGCUGAGGUUCACAAGGACAAUCUUUGUCACUUUGGCGGCUGCCUCUCAGAAAUAGCGCUCAAGCAGUAAACAUUUUUACUUACUUACGUUUAUUAUUCCAUAAGUACCAAUUCUACUGCAUUAAAAUAAAUACAAAAAUACCUGUUCACUGAGAACAUUUUUAACAAGGAAUGAAAUAGAUUAAUAAACAAAGUGCAUAUUUUCAUUUUAAAUUCGUGCACCUGUAUCCACGGUAGAAAGAGCAAAUUAAUCUCACAGCGAUUUCUCAUUUUUCACGUGCAGCACCUCUAAAUAUCACUUUGAAUAAAUUUAUGACCUUUGAGUAACGCAUGCGUCACGCGAGUGGACGUACAAAAAGCACUAUUAGCACUAAUACGUUCAGUGGAAAAUCAUAAGCAGUUUUGUUAACAUAUAGUGCACUAUUAUAACAUUAUGAGGAUACUUUUACUUAGUAUUUUCGGUAGCAUCAUUGCGUUUUCUCAUCAGCAAGAGAAUCCAGAACUCAGUGAUGCACACUGGCAAGAAGAUCUACAAUCCUGUCUCGACCAAACUGGACUAGACCUUAGUAUUUUUGGUGUGUCUCGGAUCGACGAAGUUACGGAACAACAUCUUAAAAAACUUACUAAAGUACCUGCAGAUAAAAGGGGCUGCCUGGUCGCGUGCGUUUUCCAAAAACAAGGGAUGAUAAGCAAAGAAGGCGUACUUCAGAACAAUCCACCACACCCAGAUCCUACAACGAAAUUCGAAACCACAUUCGAAGAUGCGAUUGCAGUUUGCAGAGCAGAGGAAAAUUUCUGCAAGCUCGGGAACUGCCUAUUUGGAAUUUACUUCAACUAUGAAAUAUAAUGUACAACGAAUAUAAUACAGUAUUGUGUUUUACUAUUAUUAAUAAUCUAAUUUUUGAGCGAAAUUUUGUGUACAUUGUAUGUCUAAUUAAAUAAAGUUUCGGAAUUGAUAUCUGAUUUCGACAAAAUCAUAAUAAACCAC